AAUUGUUGUUGCCCCUUAAAAACCCUUUACACCAGAUUGCUUCUAAAAGUAGCAACACCAUGAAGUGCCUACAACUACAACUGGUAUACUUAGGCUUAGUAAUCUUUUUCAUUGGUCCAAUGGUGCUCUGCAUAUAUAGAACUCAACUGGAGAAAAAAUGUGCAAAAUUUAGAUUUCAAAUAAUUUCUUAUAGAAGUGCGACAAAGUGUCUGAAGUGGAAUAACUCCAGCGAGACAUAUGCAAAUGCUGUAAGCUUUUGUGAAGAUAUUGAUACCGGUACUUUAUUGGCCAAUUUCAAGACAGAUGACGAAUUAGCAUUGGCAGAUAGAUACUCCAGACAGUGGCAGUUCUGGGUAGGUUUAACUGACUUGCAGAGGGAAGGAGUUUACAGAUGGACUGAUGAUGGGAGUUACGCAAGAGAUUUGGAUCAAAUCUUUAAAGCUCAGGAAAUGACAAACCUGCUAAACCCUGUCGAUUGCGUGGCGUAUAUGGUUCCUUUUUCCACACACGUAGCUAGACAUUGCUUUGCAAAGUUGCCUUCAUUUUGUGAAGUUAAAAGUGCAAUGUGAAGAGUUCCUGAUAAUCUUUCUGUUUGUGGAUCUAUGUGUGG
This is a messenger RNA of Biomphalaria glabrata, 610 nucleotides long. Its product is annotated as C-type lectin domain family 4 member E-like. The transcript is spliced from 5 exons. The coding region runs from base 60 to 569 and encodes 169 amino acids. Lineage: Eukaryota; Metazoa; Mollusca; Gastropoda; Planorbidae. The record is from RefSeq and is a predicted model, not a curated record.